Molecule: messenger RNA, 579 nt
Organism: Fonsecaea nubica
Lineage: Eukaryota; Fungi; Ascomycota; Eurotiomycetes; Chaetothyriales; Herpotrichiellaceae
Exons: 1
Coding region: 1-579 (192 amino acids)
Biological process (GO): protein folding; protein import into mitochondrial matrix; protein stabilization
Cellular component (GO): mitochondrion
Molecular function (GO): zinc ion binding; protein-folding chaperone binding
Source: RefSeq, a predicted model, not a curated record
AUGCGAUCGAUAUCUCAUGCUGUGCCGAGGGCGGCAGGCAGCCUCUUCGCGUUUCAGUCGAUCAGAAAUUCCGCGCGGCUUCCAUCGCUCGCGUCGAGAAGUCCACUAGCAUGGCAACAGCCAACUCCAUCUCGUCGCCUUUUUCCACCGAUCAAUCGACACAACUCGUCAUUAGCUGUGCCCGGAGGCAAAGAACAGCCGGCCGAAGGGCGAGAUGAGCCUUCCUACGAACUGAGCUUUACCUGCAAGCCUUGUCUCUACAGAUCCACGCACCGCAUCACUAAACAUGGCUACCACCGCGGAACGGUCCUGGUUACGUGCCCCUCGUGCAAAGGGCGGCACGUUAUUGCCGACCACCUCAAAAUAUUCUUGGACAAGAGCUCGACACUUGAAGACAUAUUGAGAAAGAAAGCGGCCGCUGGCGAAGAUUUCAGCAAACUGUUGAAGAAAGGGAGACUAGGCAUCCGGCCGGGUGAACUGGUGGGCAACGAGGGCGAGGAGGAUCUUGAGUUUUGGGAGGAUGGGACUGAGUCUGUGCACACACCGAUCGAGGAAAAGCAGGGAGGCCAACAGGGUUGA